UACCCGGCACAUAAUGGGCAUCAUGGAGCUGCUGCUGGGCUCUGCCGCAAUGAUUGGCUGCACGGUGCUGCUGUGCGAGUUGCUCCGCCAGGUAUUCCGGAGGACCCUUCCCGCCGGUCUGGGACUGGAGCUGGCAAUGGAAGCAGUGUCCACUCUGCAGCUGUGCUGCUGCACCAGGGAGAACGCCCUCCUGGGCACUAGGGCCGCUUUGCAGCUCUGGCUAUCCCUGACGCUCACCUACCUCAUGACUGUGCUGCACUGCCUGACCUGCCGGACAGCCACCUGCAACCCCUGCGGCAGUUGGGAUCAGUGGCUCCGGGGACUGGUGCGGGGGCCGCGCAUCCUCCUCCGAGUGAUGGCGCAGUUUGCGGGCGCUGCGCUGUCCCGGGUCCUGGUGCCCCGUCUCUGGGCGCUGGGACUGUCGCCGCUGCACGAGCUGGGCGAGGACUGUGAGAGCUUCCUGCAUACGACCCUCCUGUCCGGGGCCUUGGUGGAGAUGGCCUGUUCCCUGAGCCUGUACCUUGUCCUGCAUCUGUUCCCCCCCGUCACCGCCGCUCUCCGGCCGCACGUCGUGGCCGCCACCAUCACUGCCAUCGUCUAUGCAGGUGCACCCUUGUCCGGAGCCAUCUUUAACCCUGCCCUGGCCUUUGCGGUUGUGUUCUUGUGUCAUGGUAACACCUACCUGCAGUACAUCUUUGUCUACUGGAUUGGACCACUUAUCGGGACAGCGAUAUCCUUCUUGGUAUUGGUGUACAUUCUUCCAAAAUUCAAACUGAGUAAAGUAUCUCCAGAACGGGUGAAGAAGGACUAGGCUCUCCCUGGAGUUUGUGCAAUCACGG
This is a messenger RNA of Nanorana parkeri, 839 nucleotides long. Its product is annotated as aquaporin-11-like. Gene Ontology annotation, molecular function: channel activity. The record is from RefSeq and is a predicted model, not a curated record. The transcript has 3 exons. The coding region runs from base 14 to 811 and encodes 265 amino acids. NCBI's taxonomy places the organism in Eukaryota, Metazoa, Chordata, Amphibia, Anura, Dicroglossidae. Gene Ontology annotation, cellular component: cytoplasm; membrane. Gene Ontology annotation, biological process: transmembrane transport.